Molecule: messenger RNA, 2747 nt
Organism: Sus scrofa (pig)
Lineage: Eukaryota; Metazoa; Chordata; Mammalia; Artiodactyla; Suidae
Source: RefSeq, a predicted model, not a curated record
AUGAGCCGCCAGUUUAGCUCCCGGUCGGCGUUUAGCUCCAGGAGCAGUCGGGUUUAUAGUGUUGGUUCCCCUGCAGGCUCUGGCGAUGGGAGCCGGGCUGUGGGAUCUGUGUGUCAGGCUCGGGGAAGGUGUGGUGGUGGUGGUGGGUAUGGGAGCCAUGCAGGGAGGUUUGGCUCCAGGAGCCUCUACAACCUGGGUGGCAGUAAAAGCAUCUCCAUCAGCCUAGUGGGGAGAAGUGCCAGCAGUUUCUGCCAGGGUAGGGGAGCGGGAGGAGGAUUUGGAGGGGGCAGAAGCUUUGGGGGUGGUGGCUUUGGGGGUGGUGGCUAUGGAGGAGGUAGUCUGGGGGAUUCUGGGUUUGGGGGUAGCAAUUUUGGGGUUGGAGGUUUUGUUUUUUCUUGUCCCCCGGGGGGCAUCCAAGAAGUGACCAUUAACCAGAGCCUCUUAGAACCACUUUGCCUGGAGGUGGACCCUGAAAUUCAGAGGAUUAAGACCCAAGAACGGGAGCAGAUCAUGGUUCUCAACAACAAGUUUGCCUCCUUCAUUGACAAGGUGAGAUUCCUGGAGCAGCAGAACCAGGUGCUACAAACAAAAUGGGAGCUGCUGCAGCAGAUAAACACGUCGACUUGGACCAACAACCUGGAGCCCAUCUUGGAGAGCUAUAUCAGCAAGCUUCAGAAGCAGGUGGAUUUUCUCAAUGCGGAGCAGAUGCGCCAGAGCUCGGAGAUCAGAAGCAUGCAGGAUGUCGUGGAGGACUACAAGAAUAAGUAUGAGGAAGAAAUCAACCGGAGGACCAGCUGUGAGAAUGACUUUGUCAUCCUGAAGAAGGAUGUGGAUGCUUCUUAUAUGAGCAAAGUGGACCUGCAGUCUAAGGCAGACAUUCUGUUUGAGGAGGUUGAGUUCCUGAAAUGUUUAUUUCAAUUGGAGCUGUCUCAGAUGCAGACCAACAUCACAGACACCAAUGUCAUCCUGUCCAUGGACAAUAACCGCUCCCUGGAUCUCGACAGCAUCAUCGAUGCGGUGCGGACCCAGUAUGAGCUGAUCGCACAAAAGAGCAAGGAAGAGGCUGAGGCGCUGUACCAGACCAAGUACCAGGAGCUCCAGAUCACAGCCGGAAGACAUGGAGAUGAGCUGAAGACCAGCAAGAUGGAGAUCUCUGAGCUCAAUAUCACCAUCCAGAGGCUGCAGGCAGAGAUCAGCAAUGUCAGGAAGCAGAUAGACCAGAUGUACACGGCCAUUUCUGAUGCGGAGGAGAGAGGAGACCGGGCCCUGAAGGACGCACAGCAGAAGCUGCAGGACAUGGAGGACGCCCUGCAGCAGGCCAAAGAGGACAUGGCCCGGCUGCUGCGCGACUACCAGGAGCUGCUGGGAACCAAGCUGUCCUUGGACGUGGAGAUCGCCACCUACCGCAAGCUGCUGGAGGGCGAGGAGUGCAGAAUGUCAGGGGAGCUGCAGAGCCAUGUGAGCAUCUCUGUGCAGAGCAGCCAGGUGACUGUCAGCGGGGCCGGAGGUGGAGGUGGCCCAGGCUCUGGAGGUUACGGAGGCGGCAGCGGAGAUUACAGCAGCGGGGGCGGCUAUGGAGGGGGCUCCCGAGGGGGCAGUGGAGGUGGUUACUUUGGGAGCAGGAGCGGCAGCGGCAGCGGCGGGAGCUACAGAGGGAGCAGCAAAGGCAGCAGCAAGUCCGGGGGCGGCGGCUCCUCCCGUGUGCAAAUCAUCCAGACAUCAACCAACACCUCCCAUAGGCGAAUCCUGGAGUAGAGGGCAAGGAUUCUGCCACGCCUUGUGGCUCACACACCCCACAAGGCAGGGCCCUCUCCUGUGCCCUUUCCCACGCCCUCCCUAUGAACAAUAAUCCGUCUCUUAGGGGGACCCACAAAGAGAGGGUUUGGGGAGAGCAGGUGAUGAGAUGGCAAGCUAGCUUGGUAAGGGGACCUUCUGUGUCAGGGACUGAGUCCUGCCUCUUGGUUUGUAGCCUCCUCCUUUGCUGUUGAUAGGGAGUGGAUUUGCUGCCCACAUCGGACACCUGUAAGUUCUCUCUGGUCCUGAUUCUGAAUCUCCAUCUCAGGAAGCAUUAUUCCCUGGGAAAGGGAUAUUCAGAGAGCAGGAGUCCUUGUCCACAGGGAGGAAAGUAAUUAGCAAUGAGUGGAGGAGUCGAUGGACAGCAAUCCUGCUUUUCUGUCCUGUCCCUCCUGACAGCUCCAUUCUUUGGAAGUGUGGCCCCUCCAGGACUCUGCUCCGUAGUGGCACCCAUGCGACUUGUCCAAGAUGCUGGACUAUUCUGUCUAGGUGCCCAGGUCCUGAGGAUUUUGAGAAUCAGACUUGGCUCUUGCCAGGGCUCAACCCUGAACCAGUCUGCGAGCUGCCUGUUGUUUGCAAGGUAGCUUCAUCCUCUUUCCCAGACUGCCAAAUCCCAUUUGUGUCCUGUUCUCUGUGAGUCUGAGCCCCUUGUGAGGUUCUGACUCUUUAUUUGCCCUCUCACAUAAGAUGCUUCAGAGGGGACAGGAUGGGGAAGAUAUUGGCCAACCGAGGGGGCCCUGUGGGCCUUGAGAGAGGGAAGGUGGAUUUGCUGCUAAGAUCUUCAGGGACCUCCACUUGCUUGCUGAGUCCUAGCGCAACGUCCAAGUCCACAAUUCUUUUGGGACAUCUGCUAGGCUCAGGGUGGGUCCCCCAGAAAGUACUGUGACCGCAUCCUCUCCUGGUUGAAGGUUGUACCUUGAAGGGCUUGACAUUUCUGGUGUCUCUCUGCAAUA